UUUUAGAUUGAUAAUAAAAGGAAUUGAAAGGAAAUAUUUAAGGGGAAGACGAGGGGGAACCUCGUCACUCAGAGGGUGGUGCGAGAGUGGAACGAACUGCCAGUAGAAGUGGUGAAUGCAGGUUCGAUUGAAACAUUUAAGCUAAGUUUGCCACCUGCUCCUGAAUUGCCACAAGGAACCCUUCUGUUUCUGGGAAGAGGACUCCACCUCGGAGUCAGGCGUUCGACGCUUGCUCGCUGACAUCUCGUCUGCUCAGGUCACCGUUGUUGCCGAGUCCUGCUGCAGUCAUGAGUGAGGUCAGGCAACUGGCGACUGUGGGCCGUCCUUUCCAGUUGGGAAUGCUGUACGACUGCCGGUCAGACUCUCUGAUCCCAGGCAUCAUACUGUGGGAUUUACAGACACUCCAAAGCAACGUCAGCUCUCGCGAUCAGCCCAGCACUGAGUUUCACAUCAUUGCAUCAGACCGCAUGGAGGAGAAAUGCUCUGCACUUAAUGUGUCGGGUUCGAUGAAAGCAAGUCUCUUGUGUGGGCUCGUGGAAGUGAAAGGGUCUGCAAAAUAUCUCAGUGACACAAAGGGAUCAAAGCAACAAGCACGAGUUACCCUUCAGUACAAAACAACAACCCGGUUUGAACAACUGACCAUGAGCCAUUUAGGGAGACAGAAUGUCACCUAUCCGAGUGUGUUUGACGAGGGCUCAGCCACCCAUGUCAUCACAGCAGUGCUGUAUGGAGCCCAGGCUUUUUUUGUGUUUGAUCAAAUGGUUUCCUCAGCAGAGGAAUUGCAGGAUAUCCAGGCUAAUAUGGAGACGACCAUUAAACAUCUCCCGAAAAUUGCAAUUGAGGGUGAGGGCUCCUUCAAAAUGACAGAAGAACAAAAAUCAAAUGUGGAGAAAUUUAACUGCACCUUUUACGGGGAUUUCUCACUGAAGAGCAACCCCACCACAUUGCAAGAUGCCGUCAGUGUCUAUGCAAGACUCCCAAGCUUACUGGGACCAGGUGGGGAGCAUGCGGUGCCCAUGACAGUCUGGCUUUACCCUCUCAGUAAACUGGACUCAAAAGCUGCUCAGCUGGUGAGAGAGGUAAAUGUGGGAUUGAUCAGUCGCUGCCAGCGUGUCCUGGAACAGCUCGGCGAGGCAGUGAUGAGAUGCAAUGAUAUGGCGAAAGACAGAGCUGCCAUUCAGUUUCCCGAGGUCAGGGACAGGAUAGUGAAAUUCCGAGAGUUGUGUCAGGAAUACAAACUAGUUUUCCAGCAGAAUUUAGCAAGAGAUCUUCCAAUCAUCCGGGGAGGUAGGGGUGGGGAAGAGUUACUCGUGGAUAUACUGAAAAACAAGGAAGAUUCACCAUUCCGACACCAGUCACUGAUCACAUGGCUGGAUGACAAGGAAAGAGAGAUGAAGUUAGUGGGACAUUAUCUCAGGAUAUUCGAUGAUGUACCUUCUGUGAAAAUAGUGAGUGAGUUGGAGGAUGAAUUGAUGGAUCAUGCAGUGGACUAUGUGGUUUGCUUCAUGUUUACAACAUUGCAUCAGGAGGAUGUCUAUCUGUCAGAGACCAUCAAUUACCUCCAAUCUCACACAGCUCCGAAGAUACAGGCACCAACUCCUGCUGAUGGGGAAAGAGUAACACAACACGGUGAGCAGUGGUUUCACUCAGAGACUGUAAAACGAAAGAUGAAGGAACAAUCUCAGUUAUUCCUGGAAUUUGCCAAGACCAACAAAUCAGAUAGGAACAUAAAAUUCCUUGUUGCUUCUGUGAAAGAUGACAGCCAGAUAGGAACAUCUAUUUACCUGUACGAAGGUGCGUGUAUAAAGAACCGAUGCUUUGAACCCCCAUCACAGCCCCAGAGACCUGUGGCUGCUGGAACAACACAUGACAGUGUGACACUGCAGUUACACCCUCCUAGAUAUGGUACGGGUGAGAUUGUGGGUUACAAGAUAGAGUACAAAGGUACCCAGCAGGAAGAAUGGACAACUCUGGAUACACAAGGUAAAUCCGAGUCUUUUACAAUAUCUGGGUUACAGCCACAUCAGGAGUAUCGUUUCCAAUACCGAGCUGUGACCAAGGUAGGGGUUAGUAAGGCCAGUGAUAGUUCUACACAGUUCACACUUCCUACAAGUUCACCUGGUAAACCGAUCUUCCAGGAUUGUUCACCCAUUGCAACACUGUCCUGGGAUAGACCAAGUCAUAUUGGAGCUGGUGUUGAAAUAGUUCAGUACAGGAUUGAAUAUAGAGAAGAAACAUCAGUUACGUCCAAUACAGAGGCUCGAUCGUGGACGGGAGUAAAGACAACAGACAGUGAAUGUCACUAUAACUUAACGGGAUUGAAACCUCAAACAGAUUACAGAGUCCGAGUGUCUGCUGACUGUGGAGAAGCAGGUUCCAGUGUACCAAGUGAAGAGGUUUUAAUAAAAUUCGGAGAAGCAACAAAGGGAAUACACCAGAAACACCCCACAGAAGGACAAUUAAUAUCUCCAGGAAACCCUUCCAUUUACAUGCUGAACCUGCAGAAGGAGGUAUUUGGUAAGUCCAAACAUCUUGUGAAUUGCUCCUUUGGAAAACCCAGCAUAAACCACACCAUGAAGACAAUUAUGGUUUUGGGAGCAACAGGGUCAGGAAAGACCACCCUUAUCAAUGGGAUGAUCAAUUACAUAUUGGGUGUGGAAUGGGGUGACAACUUCAGAUACAUGUUAACACAGGAAGAGACAGGAAGGUCGCAGGCUGAAAGUCAGACAUCCAACAUCACUGCCUACAAACUACACCAUCAGGUGGGAUUUAACAUCGAUUACUCACUGACUAUCAUUGAUACACCAGGAUUCGGAGAUACCAGAGGGAUAAGCCGAGAUAGAGAGAUUACUGACAACAUUCGAGAGUUUUUCUCUUCCCCACAGGGGAUUGAUCAGAUUGAUGCUGUGUGUUUUGUUGCUCAAGCAUCUUUGUUUCGCCUGACUCCGACACAGAAAUAUGUCUUCGAUUCAAUUCUCUCUAUUUUUGGCAAAGAUAUUGCAGAGAACAUUCAGAUUCUGGUGACUUUUGCAGAUGGAAAGCGCCCCCCCGUUCUGGAGGCUUUGAAGGUAGCUGAGGUACCAUGUCUCAAAGGUAAAAAUGGGGUGCCAGUUCACUUCACGUUUAACAAUUCCGUUGUAUUUGCCCAGCAUUCAGCCUCUGGAAUCGCUACCAACAAGAGAUCUGAUGACAGCAGUGAAGAGGAAGUCGAUGUUAACUUUGAUGCAAUGUUCUGGAAGAUGGGAAUUAACAGUAUGAAGAAAUUCUUUAGAGCUCUCGACACAAUGGCACCAAGAAGUUUAGUUUUCACCAAAGAGGUUUUGAGGGAACGUAAGCAGCUGGAAGCUGCAGUGAAGGGAUUGCAGGAACAGAUCCAAGUCGGGCUGACCAAACUGGGGGAACUCAAGAAAAGGAAACAGGUACUGGAGCAGCAUCAGAACCAGCCAGAUGAAAAUAAAGGCUUUGAGUUUGAAGCUGAUGUCACACAUAGAGAAAAGAAGGACCUUGGACCUAAUGCUUCGUCAGUAAACAUCUGUAAGAAAUGUGAAUUCACUUGCCAUGAUCCCUGUAUUUACGCUAUGUAUAUUUUGAAAUAUUUUUGUGUAGCAAUGGAUUUCUGGGGAAAUUGCAAAGUCUGUCCUGGUAAGUGUAGCAUGUUCCAUCACUCAAGGGAAAAGUACAAGUAUGUCCCUGUAACAAGACAGGAGAAGAGGACACUGGGUGAUGUAAAAGAAAAAUGUGAGAAAGACUGUGGUGAGAAGAUGACACAGGAGAAGAUCAUGGAGAAGCUUCAGCAGGAGUUUGACGGGGUUCAGAAUUCAGUGCUGGAGUUGAUUACCCAAUUAUCUGAGAGCAAUAGAAGACUUGAGGAAGUAGCUCUGAGAUCAAACCCGUUAUCCACGCCAGCUCAUAUUGACCUCCUGAUUCAGUCUGAGAAAGACGAAAGAAAACCAGGGUACCUGGACCGAAUUCAGUCUCUGAUGAUGGUCAAGAAACAGGCCGAGUUAUUGGAGAGUUCAUCAACAGGAAGCAGUUAUCGGGAUAAGAAGCAAAAUCCAGUGAUAGGAAAAAAAAGGUGUUCAACCAUUGUUCAAAAUAUUUUUCUAUAUUUUCUGACUGGGUGGUUAGUGUUAAAUACGUGGCAAUCAGUUCAGCUUUUCCCAAUGUGGGGAGCCAAAGUUUCACCCUUCCGAUGAACUAUCUUCUGAUUCUAAUUCACCUCCAUUCUCCUCUCCCAUCUGCCCUCAGAGUUUGACAGUACAUCUUCCAUCCUCAUGCUGACCUCCUUUAACAGAUGGGUGGGGCACUCACAUUCAGUCAUCACCAAUGGCUCCUCAUCCCAAUCCUAGCCCAGAGAACCUAUCGCCAUCACAACCUUUUCUCCAUCUGUGUCCCUUCCCUUAGAAACCAGUCAGAAACACAGAGGUCAUUUGCUUUGUCUCAGACUGUCCCCACCUCGUCCCUCAGUCCCCACUCUCUCUGUCCUGUUGGAUGACACAUUACUCCACCAUGCUGGAUGAAAUGAAACUUCCUCCCAGCUCAUGGUUUUGUCCCGGCCCCUGUCAGAAUCCGGCCCAUGGGAUGGUGGGAGGGAAUGGAUGGGUUCCAUGAAACUUAAAGCAAAAAACAAAACAAAAUCAGGAAAGGAAGGGCAAUAUUUUCCAUCUAUUGUCAAAGAUGUUAAGGUUUAUCUCACUGACACAAAUGCUGGCUUCCAAAUCAACCCAUUUCCCUAAUAUUCCCUGACAUCUACUCCCAGUCAAAUGCCAAUCCACCCAUUCAUUCUCUUGAAAAGGAAAGUGAGAUGUUGAAAAUGUAAAAUGAAAACAGAAAAUGUUGGACCCACUCAGUGGGUCAGGUGACAUCUGGUGAGAGCAAAACAGUUAAUGUUUCAGAUCCGUGACCUUUAUCGGAAACUUCAGAGGCAUUUGUUUGGAAUAUCUCAACAUUAGAGCAAAUGAAACACAGAUGGUUCCUUCACAGAUGCUGCCUGACCAGCUGAGUUCUUCCAGCACUUCCUGUAUUGAUGUUAAUUCUUCCUCCAAACACCUGCACUGGGAGUGUGAUGAGAGGGAAGAGACUGGAGAGAUUUACAGUAACCAAUUUACCUCCUGACUGUAAUAUAAUCUAAAGGCAUGAGGUUCAGAAGCACGAGUGUUUGGGGGAGAGAUACUUCAAUAGUUGGAAUCUCUGGUCAGAAUCAAACAAAUUGAAUUUAAUUCUUCCUUCAAAAACUUAUGCUGGGUUGUGGGGGGGAGGGGAGGAAAAUUGACAGUAACCAAUUAAUCUUCUGACCCGCAAUAUAGUGUAAAGGACAUGAAUCUAAAAGAGGUUCAGGAGCACAAGCACUUGGGUAUAGAUGCUUCAGGAAUCGGAACUGGUAGAUCCAGUUUUACUGAAGGCUCAGAAUAAACUUUGUCACAAAAACCAGCAGAUGCUGAGAAUCUGAAACAAAGAGACAUUGAAACAAUUCACACCAGGAAGACGAUACCUUGAAAUCAGCCAGAGGAGAUGCAAGAUUGAGCAGUGAGGAGAGCAGUACUCAGAGAGGCUCUCCAAGGAAAGCUCUGUUCCUGCAGCUCCCACUAAUGCAACAGGGUAACUGGACUUUGACCAACAGCCUUUGUGCUCAGGAAAGCUAUGAAUAUUAAUAAAUGUGGGAAAUUCCUGGGAAUGGUGGGUUUACAUCUGAAACCAUCGACUGGACAGAACAUCUCCAUUCAGUCCCAUCUAUCUCUCGAUCCCAGCUGUGGCCUUGACAGCCUGUGCUUGAAGGAAGGAACUGUUCCCACACGAUUUAUUAUUGACUUCAGAGACACCACCAAGGACUCUGAGCUUGUUGCAGGGAGAUUCUAUUCACACUGGAGAACGUUGGUGCCUCCAAGUCUAUCUGAGUGAUUCAGUCAUUCCCCUUCGAUGCUCGAUGUCCUGUCUCAGCCUCUGAACCUCUCCACAGCCACAGUGAGCCCACAUGUUGAUGUCCUCUUUAUUUUCUGUCUGGGGUUUGCUUUACCUUCCUCCUCUAACAUUCCUUUGGAAAGAUGGAAGGAAGGCACGUCCCACAAGGUAAACUGGAAACAUUUGCAACAUUGAGCACCUCAGGGCAAGUUCCAGAGGACGUAUCAACCUCACCCGGACUCGGUGAGUGUGGCAAAAGUGACGGUAACCCAGAGGAACUCCUCCCCUCACAGACACAUUUCACUUUGAGGUCACCAUCACAAUGAGAAGGACAAAUGAAAUGGACAAGAGAUCUCAGCUCCCUCCUACCCACUCCCUGUUCUCACCACUGACAGAACAGCACCUCUGACUCCUGGGCACCAUCAUCGGAUGAAUGAUGAGAUAAUUAUCAUAGAUAAUCUCUAUGUGGAAUCUGCCUCAGAGGAAAGGACAACAGAAGUCCCCACGUGCUCUCCAGAAACAUUCACAAGAGAGUCUUUAAGGGACCAGACAUCAAUAUACAGCUGAGUGGCAAGUCAUUGGAAUGAGAUUCGAUUCAGAGCAGGUUUCACUGGGACGUUUACAAAGGAGCCGGGAAAUAAUGAAAAUGAAAUAGGAAAUUGUGGGAUCAUCUGGGCUGCUCUUGUAUAGACUCGAUGGACUGAAAGGUCUUUCCCUGUACUCUGACACUCUGCAUUCUCACUCUGUAUAUUAUUUCACCCAGUAGUGAGCCUCCAAUUCCAUGUUUAUCCCCUCUGUGAUGCUUUGUUCUGCUUCGGGUGGAUGGGCAUAAAAUGACUGAUGAGAUGCACAUCCUGACCAAUGGCUCACAUGGAAACGAGGCAGACGUCUGUAUCCAAACGUGUGACGGGAAUGAGGGUCACCUCACCACCCCUCACUGCACUGUUGUGGCACCUGCCUAGCCUGCAGCUCCUGUCAAUUGGAAUGGAGAAGACCAGAGUUUGCCUAAGACACUCGUUACCCCACCAGAGAGAGAUUCUCUGCCUUCAGCAGUUUGUUCCAGAUUCCAACCACCCUCUGGGUCAAAAGGUUUUUCCUCAGAUCCACUCUAAAUCUUCUAUUCCUUACCUUAAACACAAUCCGUCUCUUUCAGGAGGGUAUUUUCAGGGAAGAUUUAUAAUACCUCUUGCUGCCCUCAACAUAUUGCUAACUCUAUCAGCUGCCCUCAGAGCCUUGUGUUGUCCAAGGAAAGCAAAGACUCUGAGGUCCCUCGUCAAGUUCCAACAACCUGGAGACUCCACUCUGCUCUCUGCAGUCCGGUCACAUCAUCCCUGCAGUGUGGCAGCCAGGACGGUGCGCAAUACUCCAGCUGCUCAUUACAAAGAGUUUAUAAACUGUCCUGUAACCACUCUUCCCUGAUAAUCUCCGACAUGGGGUGUGAAGGCAAGAACCCCCUUUGUCUUCUGCAUUGCCACAGCCUUUAGAGAUCCUUGAACUUGUACACCAAGGUCAUACUGUUUCUCAACAAUGCCUUGUGAGCUACAUUCUUUGUGUACUUAUUUGUAAUCUCAAAAUACAUCACCUCGCUCUAUCUGGAGCAAAUUCCACCUGUCCUCCCUCUGCCCAUCUCACCAACUGUUCAAUAUUAUCAAUAAUCCCAAAGACUAACCUGCUCUUCAUCAGCUGGUCACAGACUUCCAAUCGGAAACACAAUCUCACAACGUCACACUUUCCCUUCUCUUAACAAAUUAAUUUUGGAAUCAAUUUGCUCUGGACCCCACGGGCUAUCAUCUUUUCAGAUCUUUCCCUCAUGUGGCCUUGUCCAAGACGACAGCUAUCAAAUCAGUACAUUUGUUACCCCUUCAAAACAUUCAAUCAAAUUGGUCAAGGGAGAUCUCCUCUCCACACGUUUCUCUGACAAUCUGUGACUAAUUACUGACUAUGCAAAUGUAAAUGAAACCUAUUCGUUAGCACCCCUCCCCCCAUCAUAGCGUACCAACUACUGAGAUAAGACUGGUUUAUCGGCAACACAAGUGAAUCUGCAGAUGCUGGAAAUAAAUAAAAACACAAAAUGCUGGCAGAACUCAGCAGACCAGACAGCAUCUAUGGGAGGAGGUGGUGACGACGUUUCAGGCCGAAACCCUUCAUCAGGAGUGAAGUAACAUGGGAUGGUCAAGUGGGGGGAGGAUGAAGUAGAGAGCCAAAGACUGGUUUAUCCCUGCUACCCUUCCUGAGCAAAGCUCUCACAUUUGCUGUCCUUCUGUCCUCUGCCAAUCUUCUACCUCUUUAACCAAUCCUCCGGAUCUCUUGACCUCUGGGCUCCCUUGCAUUUACUGCCCUGACCUUUCACAUUUCUGGGAACACCUCAUCCCUGAACAGCAACUAUUCCAGUUUAACGUGAUGCUCACACGUCAGAUUUCAGACUGAUCACCUGGAACCCACUGGAGUCUGAUGAAUAUCCCAUCCCAACAGCAUGAGCACAGUGAUACAUCAGCUGAACCAAACGUUAUCCAUUCUGACGUGUUCUACAACUUACCACAGCACCAUUCUUCUGAUGAAAUUACAUUGUUAUACUGCAUAGUAAAUGAUGUAAACCUGACAGACACUGUAUUGUUACAAAUAUUUCACUUACUGAAAUCACGACAAAUUUGAAAAUUUCUGGUUUCAGCUCACUCUUUUAUUGUUGCUUUUUUGGUGUUUUUGACCAGGACAGCCCACAGAUAAUGAAUAACACAGUGGUAGACUGAACUGAACUGAAUAUGUCUGCAUUCUUUCAAUUUUCUGUUUAUAUUCUGUGUUCCUCACUCGCUUUUCUGCCAUUCACGCGAUUUGUUAUUUUUUUACACUUGGGUGGGUGGGUUUGACGUUUUUCUUUGAAAGGGUUCCGUGGUUUUCUUUGUUUCGUGGCUGUUUGUGGGAAGAUGAAUCUCUGGGGUUUAUACUACAUACAUAGUCUGAUAAGAAAUGUCCUUUGAAUCUUGGAAAUCUUGAAUUAAACUUGAAUUAAUCUUUA
This is a messenger RNA of Hypanus sabinus (Atlantic stingray), 8911 nucleotides long. RefSeq lists its product as uncharacterized. The record is from RefSeq and is a predicted model, not a curated record. Bases 288 to 4196 code for a protein of 1302 amino acids. The transcript has 4 exons. Lineage: Eukaryota; Metazoa; Chordata; Chondrichthyes; Myliobatiformes; Dasyatidae. Gene Ontology annotation, molecular function: GTP binding; protein binding.